CAUUCGUCGAAUUGUUCUGAGUAGGCAGGCGUUCUUUCUGUGUCAUAUUUGUGCUAUCACCACGAAAACAUGGCGACAUACGUGCUGCUGGCUGCUGGUUGAACUUCACUGAGUAAGCAUUCUUUCAGUGUAUAUGGUUUGUAUUUGUGGUGUAUAUGUUUUGUGAGGCUAACCUCACAUAUUUUCUUUUCCAAGACGCCGAAAAUUGUUUUACCCUGGCAGUGAACAUUUGACAAAAAUUGGUAUUUGGUAGCCAACUGACAAAAUGACAAAUCCUCCCUUGAACAAUUCCUCUAAUGGAGAAGAUGAAGACCCAUGUACCACGAAUUUGAUCAAAACCAGGGAGUUUCUAUACAAGCUUAUAAUAAGCCAACUUUUCUAUGAUGGGCACCAAAGUAUUGGGCAGUCACUCCAGCAAGCUGUUCAAGCUGAGCCUAAUGCAGCACCUAGCGAUAGAUUAUUCCAUUUGGUUCUUACUGGCUUGGAACAUGAGCCUAGCUACAAAGAAAGACCACAGCCUCAUAUUGGCAUUGGCAAUAGCCAAAUUGGCCCUGGACUAGACUUGGAGUUUGAGACAGAAUCAAAUGUGCCAGCACCUGAGCCAGCACUAUACGAAACAGCAUAUGUGACAUCACAUAAAGGCAACUGUCGUGCUGGCUGUUUCUCGGCAGAUGGACAGUUGAUCGCAACAGGCAGUGUUGAUGCGAGCAUAAAGAUAUUGGAUGUAGACAGGAUGUUGGCAAAGUCGGCGCCUGAUGAAAUGGAUCCUUCUAGAGGUGAACAGCAGGGCCAUCCUGUAAUUCGGACAUUAUACGACCACAUGGAAGAAGUCACUUGCUUAGAAUUCCAUCCUAAGGAACCUGUAUUGUGCUCUGGGUCCAAAGAUAGUACCAUAAAGCUGUUUGACAUCUCUAAGGCAAGCGUGAAGAAAGCUUUCAAGACUAUCACAGAAUCUGAACCAAUCAAAGCAUUCUCGUUCCAUCCUGGCGGGGAUCAUUUACUGGUGGCGACUCAGCAUCCGGUCAUCCGCCUGUACGACAUGAACACGAUGCAGUGCUUCGUGUGCGCAUUCCCCCAACACCAACACACACAGGCGGUGACGUACGUGAAAUGGUCCAGGGACGCCAAGUUGUUCGCCACUGCCAGCAAAGAUGGCAACAUCAAAAUCUGGGACGGGGUGUCCAAUCGAUGCGUAAACACCUUUGUUAAGGCGCAUGAUGGCUUGGAGGUGUGCUCCGUCGUGUUCUCUAGAAACGGAAAGUAUUUGCUGUCAUCCGGGAAAAACUCCAUACCGAAGCUGUGGGAGUUGACCACCAGCAGGUGUCUCAUUGCCUAUACAGGUGCUGGAACUACAGGCAAACAAGAAUUUGAAGCCCAGACGGUGUUUAACCACACAGAGGAUUACGUUCUAUUUCCGGACGAAGCGACGACGUCGUUAUGCGCCUGGAAUUCCAGAAACGCAUCCAGAAAACAGCUGAUGUCCUUGGGCCAUAACGGCGCUGUCAGGCUGAUCGCACAUUCGCCCACACAGGCCGCUUUCCUUACCUGUUCAGAUGAUUUCAGGGCCAGGUUUUGGUACAGGAGAACUCCCAUAUUGUAGUGUUGUGAGGAGUCUGGGACGCGUCCUGGGAGCCAAAUUGCACCCAGCAAUUCCCGCAACGGACUCGAUGGGCAAAUUAUCUGAUACAUGUGAACGUGUGUGUUAUAAUUUUGUGCAUUUGGACCAGUUUACCUAGGAAGGUGCUGGUUACAUUGAAACAGCGUUAUAGUCAGGUACACCAUCAACAUGCAUUUUGUUUCAGAAUAUUUUCAUUUUCUUGACAUUCUUAGGGAUAAUAAAAGAUAUAACGUGUUCCA
Messenger RNA from Acanthoscelides obtectus, 1857 nucleotides. The record is from the annotation of a GenBank genome assembly. Lineage: Eukaryota; Metazoa; Arthropoda; Insecta; Coleoptera; Chrysomelidae.